AAAAAUUAUUCCGUUAGGACAAUUAUUUCGAAGUCCAGCAUCCAAAACCCUAAGAUCUCUAAUUUCGCCAUGGAUCAUCUUCAAUCUCCACCCUCCCCUCAAAACCUCAUCCACGUCUUCUACCACGAAGGCAUACUGGCUCACAACGCGGGCACGGGCGUAUUCGACAGCGGAUUCGACCCGGGGUUUCUCGAGGUUUUGGACGGGCAUCCGGAGAAUUCGGAUCGGGUGCGAAACAUGGUAUCCAUACUCCGAAGAGGACCCGUUAAGGAUUAUAUCAAGUGGCACGGCGGAAGGAGAGCCGAGAUAUCCGAGCUUCUUUCGUUUCAUACUCCUGAAUACAUAGAGGAACUUGUACAAGCUAAUAGAUCCAGGGGCAAAGAAAUCUGUGCUGGCACUUUCUUAAACCCCGGCUCAUGGGACGCUUGCCUUCUUGCUGCCGGAACCACAUUAUUAGCAAUGAAACAUAUAUUGGAUCAACAUGCAAAACUUUCUUAUGCUCUAGUUCGUCCACCUGGUCAUCAUGCACAGCCUUCUCAAGCCGAUGGAUAUUGCUUUUUAAAUAAUGCCGGUCUUGCUAUUCAACUCGCUCUAGAUUCUGGAUGCAAAAGAGUUGCUGCAGUUGACAUUGAUGUCCAUUAUGGAAAUGGCACUGCUGAGGGUUUUUAUAGGUCGAAUAAUGUUCUUACGAUCUCCCUUCAUAUGAGUCAUGGUUCUUGGGGUCCUUCACAUCCUCAAAAUGGAACUAUUGAUGAAGUUGGUGAAGGUGAUGGUUUUGGAUAUAAUUUGAAUGUACCUUUGCCUAAUGGAACCGGGGAUGAGGGUUAUGUGUAUGCCAUGAAUAGAUUGGUGGUUCCAGCUCUGCGAAAGUUUGAGCCGGAGGUCAUUGUUCUAGUUGCAGGGCAAGAUUCAAGUGCAUUUGAUCCUAAUGGAAGGCAAUGCUUGACAAUGACGGGUUAUCAUAAAAUUGGCCAAAUAAUUAGGACCCUGGCAGAUUUGUACAGUAACGGGCGUCUCCUAGUGGUUCAAGAAGGAGGUUACCAUGUAACUUAUGCCGCAUAUUGUCUCCAUGCAACCCUAGAAGGUGUUCUCGAUCUUCAGGACCGCCUAUUAUCAGAUCCCAUUGCUUAUUACCCUGAGGACAAGGGAUAUAGUAUUAAAGUUAUUGAUGCCAUUGAGAAAUAUUGGAGAGAUUCUAUCCCCUUCCUGAAGGAGCUUUGAUAAUGUUUCCCUUGUGCUAUUCUGCAAUUUAACAGAAUAGGUUACGAGUAUCCAUUCUCGCUGAGGAGGAGGUUGUUAAGAGUAUAAAAUUAUAACCCUCGACCCUCACAACAACUACAGAGUUUUGGUGCGGUGGCAGGGACGUUUGGUAUAAUGCCAGACGAAAAGAGGAUACUGCUGCUUGAUUCCAGGGCUGGGACCUUUGACGGUAGAUAUUACAUCGGUAGCAAGACACCACAGGACAUAUUUAGCAUAAUAAUUGCCUGUCUCUAGAAAAGAAAAUAGUUCUGUUUGUGAAGUGAAUCCCAUUUUAGGCUUACUUUGAUAGUGGUCCAAGAUUUAUGUGUAAACUAUGUUUAGGGUAUUGAAAAUACUAGAGAGCAUAUAUUCUCUCUUAUAAGUGGAUCAAACUGCGAACUUGUAGGCAGGAGAAUAUGGUCUACAACCAGAAAAUGACACUGGGGAAUUUCUGUAUUGAUUCUAAGAGCAUCUCCAACAGCUUCUCCAUUUUUUAUUUUUGAAGAA
This is a messenger RNA of Asparagus officinalis (garden asparagus), 1746 nucleotides long. RefSeq names its product histone deacetylase 8. The record is from RefSeq and is a predicted model, not a curated record. The coding region runs from base 70 to 1221 and encodes 383 amino acids. Lineage: Eukaryota; Viridiplantae; Streptophyta; Magnoliopsida; Asparagales; Asparagaceae. The transcript has 4 exons.